AUGAUAAGCGCUCUAGACUUAUACCAUGUCCUCACAGCUGUAGUUCCACUCUAUGUAGCAAUGAUCCUCGCCUACGGUUCAGUAAAAUGGUGGAAAAUCUUCACACUUGACCAAUGUUCAGGCAUAAACCGUUUUGUAGCAUUUUUUGCAGUCCCACCUCUCCAUCUUCACCAAUCCAUGAAAUCACCCUUUGAAGCUGAUCUAGUAGCUUUUGCAUUUCGAAUUUGUGGUCAAUUCAGAUCUGGAAGCUACGGCUAUGUCGUUCAUUGGCACUCAGCUCAAGUCUUGCUUCAGAUGCACUCACUGCAGAGGAACUUUAAAGCUGAGCAACUAUUCUUCAAUGGAAGGUGUUCUUUACUUUUCCCUCCGUUGUUGAAAGCUGUUUCUAAACUUUCCGCCCUCACUUAUGGUUUGGAGAUUCAUGGCCUUGCGUCAAAGCUUGGUUUCCUUUCUGACCCUUUUAUUCAAACUGCCUUAAUUGCAAUGUAUGCGUCGUGUGCCCGCAUCAUGGAUGCACGGUUGCUGUUUGCUAAAAUGUCUCACCCGGAUGCUGUUGCUUGGAAUACUAUCAUUGAUGGGUACUGCCAGAAUGGUCAUUUUGAUGAUGCUUUAAGCCUCUUUGAAGAUAUGAAGAACUCUGGUGUGAAGCCUGAUUUUGUUAUCCUUUGUACUGUGCUCUCUGCCUGUGGUCAUGCUAGAAAUUUAAGCUAUGGUAGAUCAAUCCAUGAGUUUAUUAAGGACAAUGGUCUUGCUAUUGACUCUUAUUUACAGCCUGCUCUCAUUAACAUGUAUUCAAAUUGUGGUGCAAUAGAAUGGGAGAGCCUCUGA
Messenger RNA from Vicia faba (fava bean), 828 nucleotides. The record is from the annotation of a GenBank genome assembly. Lineage: Eukaryota; Viridiplantae; Streptophyta; Magnoliopsida; Fabales; Fabaceae.